Molecule: messenger RNA, 1934 nt
Organism: Suillus subalutaceus
Lineage: Eukaryota; Fungi; Basidiomycota; Agaricomycetes; Boletales; Suillaceae
Exons: 4
Coding region: 236-1825 (529 amino acids)
Source: RefSeq, a predicted model, not a curated record
CUCCGAGUCAGCUUGGUGCAAUGUCAUGAUCUAUCAAACAGCUUCAAGCUAGAAUCCAUCAUCCCAAAAAAAAUCAAUUGCACGAGCGUAGAUCGUCAUCAGUGGAAUAUCGCAGUCGACCGAGACGAGCUUCUUGCGAUAGUCCCUAAGCGCUUUCGUCUCAAUAUAGUUAAACCACUAGACCCAACCGUCUGGACCACACACGAGCCCGCAAUCGUCCUCGUUGCUAGAGCGCAUGGAGUUACCAUCUGAAGAAAGAAGUUUGCUCAGUCGAAUGGACUUGAAUGAAGAAGGGGUAUUGGGCAUGCGUAUCAAUGAUAGCUCGUCAAAUCCUGUGAAAAGCUGGAACACGAGAAAUUCUGGGUCUCUACAGCAUACAAACACACCACCAGAUCCUGGUCAAAAUUCGCCUUCGUAUACGAGACUGCGACCAACAAGGAUUACCCUUAACUUUCCGUCUCAGACUCCCCCCGCGCAAAAGUCCAGCAGCGCAUUGUUACCAUCUGCAUUCGAAUCUGGGGUGAUUAGUCUGUUAACCACAGGUUUUGACAUGCUACGCGAACCUCUACCGGAGUCAACAACUGCACACAAUGGUGGAUUCGCAUCCAUUGUAGAGAGGUGCAGGCAACAUCUAGCACCUGUUCUUCUUAUGUCUGCCAAAUCUCAAGAUUCUUCGACAACUCUCGACAUCACAGCGUGUGCAGCCAUGCUUACCGAUGAUCGUUGCCGCGUGUUUCUGCAACAAGCUAGAGAUAUGAAACUUCAAAUGGAUGCCCUUGCCCCGCACCCACCGGACAACCCCCUAGUCGUCGCAGUUGAUGCAACCAUCAACAAGGAGGACUUAAAACGCAGCAUGGAUAGACAUGGUGAAUCCACUCGGACUGCACGUGUUGGGCUAGAUUCCGGGUCACGGAAGGAUAGCGAAGCUACAUUGGUAGAUUUGCCAAUUGACCUCGAGGCCUUCUCACCCGUCGAGAAUUCCAGACAGAGCUUUGUCAAGGACAUCACACUCCCAGUCAAACAGAUCAUGGAAUAUGAUGGAGCUCUGUCCCCGCACGACCCAAACCCGGCAAAUGUUCAAAUGUUGACUCCUGCCUCUGUUCCACAUCAGAUGGCUCCAUUGUCGUCGAUUCCUGUGGAAGACAUCGAAAUGACGACAUCUUUAGCACGUCACUCAGCAAACUCAGGAUUGUCUCCUGCAGAUCCUCAGAACAUAGCAACAAGCUCUUCUGCCGACUCCUAUCCGUUGUUACUGAAAACUCCAACCCUCUCUAUACCCGGAACCUGGUUCGGGCGUCAGGGUCUUACUCGACCAGGCAUACUUAACAUUGAUUUUGCGGUGGGAAAUGGCAUUAUUCCCGCAGCUUCGUCAAGUAGCUCCCCCAAUGCCCCAUUUACCGUGCAACUUUCUUGUUUCCGCAGGGAUCCUCGUCAUGAGCUUCAGGAAGGUGAUAACUUGGAUACCACUCUUGACAAAAUCAGGAGUGUGGGAGAAGAUUGGCCUACCAAAGGCACCCUCGUGGUACAAUUGAACAUUGAAAGCCCCAAUGGGCGGUCCUGGCUUCCCUACGAAUUGGAAAAGGGGGCACUGAAUGUGACCCCGUCUAUCACGCAAGGUAGCAACACGUUACGUCUAAUACACCUCAGUGAUCUAUCCGACUUUACCUUCGUUCUGUACGCCCUCUCGCCAGAGCUUCCAAAGAGGGCGGAGCCCUUGAGGGGACGAUGCUGGGCAUCCAAAAUUACCCAGCCAGACUCAGAGAUACCAUUUGACACAACAAAUAUCAUUCAGCAGUAUGCAAACAUACCAGUUAUUGUAUCAUAAUAGUUACCUUCGUACCUUCAGGUCAGCGUCAGUUUAAUCUACGUUGUUUACCUCUUGCAUUGUAAAGUCACGCACGACAUGAUAUCUUGGCAUCAAUAGCAACUUUCCU